AUGGAAUAUCCAACACAACAGACUCUUCGUGCCCACGAAGCAGAUCGUCAAGCUCGUGAGGUCUAUCGAUAUUUCCAACCAACCAAUCCGGCGGCACUGAACGCAGCAUGGCUUCCGCGCUCUACUGCCUCCGACUUUGCGAUCUCAGAGAAGACUACGAUCGAAACCAGCUUCCUGUCUAGUCCUAAUGCGACGUUGACUUCGUUCGCACAGCAGGCAGUUAUACGCCUCCACGCACAACGUGCCUUUAUCACUAUAUUGAACCAUCACUCACAGUUCAUCAUAGCCGAAGCCACGAAGACGACAAAUCUCAGGAAUUCGAAAUUUUCGACUGCGGACGGAGAUGGACUUUUUUCUGGAACAUCGACCUUGCCAAACAUUUGGAAUAUCUGUCAGGAAACAGUUGCAAUUGCCUCAGACACUAAUGAUGACACCUACCCGGUACUGGUCGUCAACGAUCUUACACAGGAGGAUCGCUUCAGACGAUUGCCAUUCGUCGAAGCAGAGCCACACUCUCGCUUCUAUGCUGGAGCUCCCUUGACCACCGAUAGCGGUAUCAAUCUAGGAUGCCUUUUUGUGUUGGAUUCUCAACCCCGCGAGGGCUUGUCUGAUUGUGAGAAGGACGCGCUAGGAACAAUGGCAGCGAUGGCCAUGGACUAUCUACACGUCAGCCGACAGGCGGUCGAAGGGCGCCGCGCCUCGCGGCUGUCGCAGGGUCUCCGUCUUUUUGUUGAUGGUAAAUCCAGUUUCGCCGACAAUGUCUACACGUCUCGCUCCAACACUCCAAACUCUAGUCCGGUUUCGCGGGAUUCGUCACAGCGCUGGAUGAGCCGAUCUGUCAGCUCUCAAAACAGCGGGGUGGGAUCCCGCGUAGCGCAUGAUGAAACCACUGAAGCGCACGCACAAACUGACAGGUCUUUGAGCCCAGUUUCUCACGAUGAUUUGAACACAGGCAUCUCUACAAAUGCAGCGACUUCAUUAAGCUUACAUCGAGGCGACAGUGGUUCAUCAGCUUGUUCGGACAGCAAUGACUGGCUUUUUCAGCGAGCCGCAAAUCUUUUAAGACAAGGUCUAAAUUUAAACAGUUAUGGCGGCGUGAUUUACUUAAAGAUCAGCGAUGUCUCGUCAGACAAUCUUGUUUACAGUGACUCUACGCCUGUCGAUUCCAGUAAUUCUGCGCCACUUCUUUCUUUAUCUACCAAGGACAAUCUAUUAUCAUCACAGAAAACCUCUUUAUCGCCAUGCGCGGCUACUACUCUCGACAAAGUUUUUUUGAAGCAAUUGACUCAUCGCUAUCCCAAGGGAAGACUCUGGUCAUUCCACAGAGAUGGGUCUUUAUCCACAUCAGACGAAGAGCAAACCACCGACGCAUCUCAGAAACACCGGAACAAACACAAGGCCUCAGAAAAUACCAAACUAAACACGUACUUUCCUGACGCAUGCCAAGUCAUGUUUGUCCCACUAUGGAACGCCACCGAUUCCCAGUGGUUUGCUGGAUGCUUCUGCUGGACUCCUCAACCCACGCGAGUUUUCAGUCGGGCUGUUGAUUUGGCCUCAAUAUUUGGCUUUUCAUCCUCUAUUAUGACUGAAUACAGCCGUAUUGAAUCGGCUAUUGCAGACCGCCAGAAAGGUGACUUCAUAAGUAGCAUCUCGCACGAGCUCCGUAGCCCGCUGCAUGGUGUCUUGGCUGCUACCGAGUUUCUAGGAGACACUCGCAUGGACGAUUUCCAGGUAUCGCUCGUCGAGACUAUCAAUGCAUGUGGGCGAACACUUCUAGAUACGAUGAACCAAGUGCUAGACUUCAGCAAAAUAAAGUCAUUGCAAAGGCGAAAGAGAAGGCCCAGGGGCAGAAAGAAUCCUUGGAAGACAAAGCCUACCGAGAAAAGCCCGGCGCGUAUGGAUCCAUUCGUGGAGACAGACGUGGCUAUAUUGACAGAGGAAGUCGUUGAUAGUGUGUGUUUGGGACAUUUCCAUAUGAGACAAUCGACGAUGCCAGCCAAUGAUCGCACAGCUGUUACACCAAGUUCACCUGCCCAACCGGCAAAAGAGGGCAAGGAAAUUAUAUCUAGUUCAGACGUGGAGAUUGUCAUCGAUAUUCCUAGCGACGACUGGGUGUAUAAAGUUCAGCCAGGAUCGCUCAGGCGACUCAUCAUGAAUCUUCUCGGCAAUGCACUCAAGUACACCGAGAGGGGCCUAGUUUCUGUGUGCCUCGAGGCCACUCGGCGUUCGAAAGGCCAUUCGCGGGAUCAGGAACCUGAGGAUAUGGUAACUUUGACAAUCUCAGAUACGGGGAAAGGUAUUUCGAGCGAAUACCUACGGACUCGUUUGUAUACUCCCUUUUCGCAGGAGGAUACACUAUCUGUGGGUGCCGGCCUCGGUCUGUCAAUUGUUCGCGACAUUGUCAGUACGUUCAACGGAAGCAUCAACAUCCAAAGCAAAGUGGGCCAAGGCACUAUGGUAAGGGUCUUGAUUCCUCUCAGGCGUCCAAUCGAAGACGAAAGUCCAUCAAAAAUUGAUACGAAUUGCGAAUUAAAGUCGCCUAUGCCGUCCUCUCAACUUUCUUGUUUGGGAUUGACGAACAAGCGGGCUGCGUUUUGUGGAAUGGAUCCCCCCCUGAUCGAAAAUCAGUUCUGGUCUUCGAUCGCUCAAUAUGUGACGGAUUGGUAUGGCAUGCAUAUCGUACCUUGGUCCGCGAAUGGAGACGUUGACUUCGUAUUUGUUGACGCGGCCUAUUUAUCCGCAGAGAACGUGCGGCACUUGCCUGCUACACUUCCAAAUUUGCUCGUCUUUUGCAAUGACUGGGACAACUCCAGUGAGCUUAGGAAAAAGUCGUUGCACCUUGCUGACUCUCUCGUUAUUCUCCGUCGACCUUGCGGUCCUCAGAAACUCGCUAGAGGUAUCUUGGGCUGUCUCAAUUCGACAUCGUCUACUCUCUCUAAUUCUGACAGCCUGAUCCCUGCUGGUGCGCGGCCUGUCAGCCAGAGCGGACCCCGGGUCUUGCUGGUAGAUGACAACGAUAUCAAUCUGCGCCUGAUGUCGACUUUCAUGAAAAAACGGAAGGUACCGGUUUUGGAUGUAGCAAAGAACGGCAGAGAAGCAGUAGGAUAUGUUGAGAGGAUGUUGAAGGGGUAUGAUCUGAUUUUCAUGGACAUCUCUAUGCCCAUUAUGGACGGAAAUGAAGCAACACGCGCUAUACGCACGAUGGAAAAAGCACGGGAUGGAUGCGUUCGGGCAAAAAUUAUUGCUUUUACUGGCCUUAGUAGCUCCCAUGCGGAAUCUAAGGCGCUAGACUCAGGGGUGGACCUAUUCCUUACGAAACCUGUCUCGUUCAAGGAAGUUUCACGAUUGAUGAAUGGUUGGGAUGCUCGAAAGGCAAAUUGA
Messenger RNA from Penicillium waksmanii, 3381 nucleotides. Its product is annotated as hybrid sensor histidine kinase/response regulator. Bases 1 to 3381 code for a protein of 1126 amino acids. Gene Ontology annotation, molecular function: phosphorelay sensor kinase activity. The transcript has 4 exons. Gene Ontology annotation, biological process: phosphorylation; phosphorelay signal transduction system. The record is from RefSeq and is a predicted model, not a curated record. Lineage: Eukaryota; Fungi; Ascomycota; Eurotiomycetes; Eurotiales; Aspergillaceae.